UUUCUCUUCAUUUUGUUUGUAAAUUCUCUUUAGAAACUGAGAGAACAAGAAUAACAACAACAACUUCUUCUUCUUGUUUCUCUAUUUUUAAUUUUAGUUGUUUGUUGGAGGUUUAGAAGGCAUUGGAGAUUUUGGAGAGGAGGAGGAGGAGGAGGAAUGGAGUUUGGAGAUACAAUUAGAGCUGGGAGCAUGAGGCUCAAUAGCUCCUCCAUUUGGAGGAGAGGAGAUGAUAUCUUCUCCAGAUCAUCGAGGGAUGACGAUGAUGAAGAAGCUCUCAAGUGGGCGGCUCUUGAGAAGCUCCCAACCUAUGAUAGAGUUCGCAGGGGUAUACUCACUUCCGCUGCUGGAGAACGUAAGGAGGUGGAUGUUAACAACCUUGGCAUUCAAGAACGAACUCAUUUGCUUGAUAGAUUGGUUCGUGUCGCAGAGGAGGAUAAUGAAAAGUUCUUGUUGAAGCUCAAGGAUCGGAUUGAUAGAGUGGGGCUUGAUUUGCCAACAAUUGAAGUGCGCUAUGAGCACCUCAGCAUUGAUGCAGAAGCUUAUGUGGGAAACAGAGGAUUGCCAUCGGCCAUCAAUUUCGCGCUCAACGCAGUGGAGGCACUUCUCAAUUUCCUCCAUGUAUUGCCAAACAAGAAAAGGUCGAUCAACAUCCUUAAUGAUGUUAGUGGAAUUAUCAAACCUCGUAGAAUGACAUUGCUCCUGGGUCCUCCAGGCUCAGGAAAAACCACAUUGUUGUUGGCUCUGGCUGGAAAGCUAGACUCUGAACUCAAGGUAACUGGAAAGGUGACUUAUAAUGGCCAUGGAAUGCAUGAGUUUGUGGCUCAGAGGACAGCAGCAUAUAUCGGCCAACAUGAUCUUCAUAUAGGAGAGAUGACAGUGAGGGAAACCUUAGCAUUCUCUGCGAGAUGUCAAGGAGUAGGCACUCGUUAUGAUAUGCUAACAGAGCUAUCAAGAAGGGAGAAGGAAGCGAAUAUCAAGCCAGACCCUGAUCUUGAUGUUUUCAUGAAGGCAGCUGCUAUGGAAGGACAAGAAACAAGUGUCAUCACGGAUUAUACACUCAAGCUUUUGGGGUUAGAUAUAUGUGCUGAUACCAUGGUAGGAGAUGAGAUGCUGAGGGGUAUAUCUGGAGGCCAAAAGAAGCGUGUCACGACAGGUGAGAUGGUUGUUGGACCAGCACGAGCACUUUUCAUGGAUGAGAUUUCCACUGGUUUAGAUAGUUCAACAACAUACCAGAUUGUGAAUUCUAUCCGACAGUCCAUUCACAUUCUUGGUGGAACAGCAGUCAUCUCCUUGCUCCAGCCUGCACCUGAGACGUAUGAUCUGUUUGAUGAUAUAAUUCUUCUCUCAGAUGGGCUGAUUGUUUACCAAGGACCCCGAGAGAAUGUGCUUGAGUUCUUUGAAUCUAUGGGGUUCAAAUGCCCUGUGAGGAAAGGCGUGGCAGACUUCUUGCAAGAAGUGACAUCAAGGAAAGACCAGCAGCAAUACUGGUCAAGGCAUAAUGAACCUUAUCGGUAUGUGCCUGUAAAAGAAUUUUCAGAAGCCUUUCUCUCGUUUCAUGUUGGCAAGAAACUAGAAAGAGAACUUGCUGAACCAUUUGACAAGAGUAAGAGCCACCCGGCUGCUUUGACAACAUCAAAAUAUGGAGUUGGCAAGAUGGAACUUUUGAAGGCCUGCACCGAUAGAGAACUGCUUCUGAUGAAACGUAACUCAUUCGUCUAUGCCUUCCGGGCUUUUCAACUCUUGCUCAUGGGAAUCAUCACAAUGACAUUGUUCUUCCGAACAAACAUGCACCGUGACUCAACAACUGAUGGAGGGAUAUAUUUGGGGGCACUGUUCUUCUCAAUUGUGAUGCUCAUGUUCAAUGGUUUUUCAGAACUUGGUCUAACCAUUAUGAAGCUCCCUGUGUUCUUCAAACAAAGAGACUACCUCUUCUAUCCUGCAUGGGCUUAUGCUUUGCCAUCAUGGAUACUGAAAAUUCCAAUUUCUUUUGUGGAAGUUGGUGUGUGGGUCUUCAUUAAUUACUAUGUCAUCGGAUUUGAUCCAAGCGCAGCAAGGCUGUUCAAGCAAUAUCUGCUGCUUCUAGUCCUCAAUCAGAUGGCUUCAGGCUUGUUCCGUUUUGUUUCAGUUGUAGGCAGAGACCUGGUUGUUGCAAAUACAUUAUCAGCCUUCACUUUGCUUAUCAUGAUAAUAUUGGGUGGAUUCAUCCUCAAGCAUGAUAAUAUCAAGAAGUGGUGGAUUUGGGGUUACUGGGUAUCACCACUGAUGUAUGCCCAGAAUGCAAUUUCCACAAAUGAAUUCCUUGGACACAGUUGGAGCAAAGUCCUUAAUGGAUCAUCAAAGGCACUGGGAGUGGAAGUCCUAGAAUCUCGUGGAAUGUUUACUGAGGCAAAAUGGUACUGGAUUGGUUUCGCUGCAUUGCUUGGCUAUGUGGUGUUAUUCAAUGCUUUUUUUACCAUGGCUCUCGACUUUCUCAAACCUCUCGGGAAAAACCAACAGUCUAUAUCAGAGGAGACACUGAAAGAGAAACACUUAAAUUUAACUGGUGAGAUGAUUGAACUAUCAUCCAGAGGAAGGCGCUCUGGAAACACCUCUGCAUCUGGAAGUAUAGUUAAUAACUCAACAAGGCAAACCUCGUCCCCCACAGACAUUGAUUCCAAUGCAAACAAGAAAGGAAUGGUCCUUCCAUUCACACCACAAUCAAUAACAUUUGAUGAAAUAAGAUACUCUGUUGACAUGCCAGAGGAAAUGAAAGCAGAAGGCAUUGUGGAAGACAAAUUGGAGCUCUUGAAGGGUGUAAGCGGAUCUUUCAGGCCAGGGGUGCUCACUGCUUUGAUGGGUGUCAGUGGAGCUGGCAAGACAACUCUGAUGGAUGUGUUGGCUGGCAGAAAAACCGGUGGAUACAUUGAAGGAAACAUUACUGUAUCAGGCUAUCCAAAGAAGCAAGAAACGUUCGCUCGCAUAUCAGGAUACUGUGAACAGAACGAUAUUCACUCUCCCUAUGUCACAGUUUAUGAGUCUCUUGUAUACUCUGCAUGGCUUAGGCUUCCCGCUGAAGUUGAUUCUAAAACCGGAAAGAUGUUCAUUGACGAGGUCAUGGAGCUAGUGGAGCUAACACCACUGAAGGAAGCCUUGGUUGGAUUACCUGGCGUAAAUGGGCUAUCAACAGAGCAGCGCAAAAGGUUGACCAUCGCGGUUGAGCUUGUUGCUAAUCCCUCAAUUAUAUUCAUGGAUGAACCUACUUCUGGACUUGAUGCAAGAGCUGCAGCAAUUGUUAUGAGAACCGUGAGGAACACUGUCGACACUGGAAGAACUGUUGUAUGUACUAUUCACCAGCCUAGCAUUGACAUAUUUGAAGCUUUUGAUGAGCUUUUCCUAAUGAAGAGAGGAGGACAAGAGAUUUAUGUAGGUCCGCUUGGGCGCCAUUCUUGUCAUCUAAUUGAGUAUUUUGAGGGUAUUGAAGGGGUGAGCAAGAUAAAAGACGGUUAUAAUCCAGCUACAUGGAUGUUGGAAGUAACCACACAAGCACAGGAGGAGAUACUAGGUGUCAAUUUUACUGAUGUUUACAAGAACUCAGAAUUAUUUCAGAGGAACAAAGCUUUGAUUAAAGAGCUGAGCAUACCUCCUCCGGGCUCAAGUGAUCUCCAUUUCCCAACCAAGUACUCACAGCCCUUCAUAAUGCAGUGCCUUGCAUGUCUGUGGAAACAACGCUUGUCAUAUUGGAGGAAUCCUGCAUACACUGCAGUCAGAUUUUUCUUCACAUUGAUCAUAGCUUUGGUAUUUGGAACCGUCUUUUGGGACAUGGGCAAAAAAACGGGGAAGCAACAGGAUCUAAUAAAUGCAAUGGGUUCCAUGUAUGCUUCCGUCUUGUUUCUAGGAGUCGCUAAUUCUGCAUCCGUGCAGCCAGUUGUCUCAGUUGAACGCACAGUCUUCUACAGAGAAAAAGCUGCUGGGAUGUACUCGGCACUACCAUAUGCAUUCGGACAGGUUGCAAUUGAGUUUCCCUACGUCUUCGUCCAAGCAUCCGUAUAUGGAAUUCUAGUAUAUGCAAUGAUAGGAUUCGAAUGGACUGCUGCCAAGUUCUUUUGGUAUCUGUUCUUCAUGUAUUUCACAUUGCUGUACUUUACAUUCUACGGCAUGAUGGCAGUGGGCUUGACACCAAACUACAACGUAGCCUCCAUUGUUUCCUCUGCAUUCUAUGGAAUUUGGAACCUCUUCUCUGGCUUCAUCAUCCCAAGACCUAGGAUGCCAGUUUGGUGGAGAUGGUACUUCUGGGCAUGCCCAGUUUCCUGGACUUUAUAUGGACUGGUUGCUUCACAAUUUGGAGAUCUUACUACCACCUUUGAAAAUAGCGAUAUCAGAGUGAACCAGUUCCUAAAGAGCUACUUUGGGUUCCGACACGACUUCUUGGGUGUGGUAGCUGUGAUGGUUGUUGUAUUUACCUUGCUCUUUGCUGUCCUGUUUUCCUUGGCCAUCAGAACGCUCAACUUCCAAAGGAGAUGA
Messenger RNA from Dioscorea cayenensis subsp. rotundata (Guinea yam), 4500 nucleotides. RefSeq names its product ABC transporter G family member 44-like. The transcript has 23 exons. Gene Ontology annotation, cellular component: membrane. Gene Ontology annotation, molecular function: ATP binding; ABC-type transporter activity; ATP hydrolysis activity. Bases 157 to 4500 code for a protein of 1447 amino acids. Lineage: Eukaryota; Viridiplantae; Streptophyta; Magnoliopsida; Dioscoreales; Dioscoreaceae. The record is from RefSeq and is a predicted model, not a curated record.